AUGGCUGCGAUGUUUAGUCAAAAUCCGCUGAUGAACGGCCCGAACUACUCUUUCAACCAGGCCCCAGUGACCGCAGCUGGCAAUAAGGAGCAUGCGUUCAACCCAUACACUGACAACGGUGGUUCGACCCUCGCGAUCUCUGGUUCCGACUUCGCGAUCCUCGCCGGCGACACACGGUCGACGUCCGGAUACAAUAUCAACACCCGCUACAGCCCAAAGGUAUUCAAGAUCGGGGGCACGACAUCAACUCAAGAUGAUGCUACACUGGUGCUCUCAGUUGUUGGGUUCGCAGCUGAUGGUGAGGCGCUGAAAGAGCGUCUCGAUGCCAUUGUUAAGAUGUACCGUUACCAGCACGGCAAGCCCAUGAGCGUCAAGGCCUGCGCCCAGCGCCUCUCCACCAUCCUCUACGGCAAGCGCUUCUUCCCCUACUACGUCCACGCCAUUCUGGGCGGUCUCGACGAGGAGGGUCGUGGCGCCAUCUACUCCUACGAUCCUGUUGGUAGCUACGAGAGGGAACAGUGCCGCGCGGCGGGUGCCGCGGCCAGCCUUAUCAUGCCCUUCCUGGAUAACCAGGUCAAUUUCAAGAAUCAAUAUAUCCCAGGCAGUGGCGUCGGGCACGAGUUACAAGAGCGGGAGAAGAUCCCAUUACCUAGGAAUGAAGUGGAGGAUCUAGUGAAGGAUGCGUUUGAUAGUGCGGUUGAGAGACAUAUCGAGGUGGGAGAUGGUCUUCAGAUGCUUAUUAUCACAAAGGACGGGAUUGAGGAAAAGUAUCUGCCGCUCAAGAAAGAUUAG
Molecule: messenger RNA, 792 nt
Organism: Amorphotheca resinae ATCC 22711
Lineage: Eukaryota; Fungi; Ascomycota; Leotiomycetes; Helotiales; Amorphothecaceae
Exons: 2
Coding region: 1-792 (263 amino acids)
Cellular component (GO): proteasome core complex
Source: RefSeq, a predicted model, not a curated record